Molecule: messenger RNA, 2147 nt
Organism: Danio rerio (zebrafish)
Lineage: Eukaryota; Metazoa; Chordata; Actinopteri; Cypriniformes; Danionidae
Source: RefSeq, a predicted model, not a curated record
GGCUCAUUCUUCUGCGCGUGCUCGGCGAGGUGGGAUGUCACGAGCGUCAUUGGCGACGUGGAGACGUAUACAGCACAGCAACUUACACUGUUAAACACACUUUACUGGAUAUUUAACAUCACUACAUACAACUCAUUUACUCGUACUAGUCCGAAGAUACAAAGGAGCCUGUGUUACGGAACGAGAGGGGCUUUUCUAAGGCGCUGUCAGCUCUGAAAUUUAACAGGUUUGUGUGCGUGGAGAUGAGGCGUUAAGACCGUCUCUGGGGGAUUCUGGGGCUGAUGAUGGGUGCAAACACCAGUCAGGUGAGCGACCUGUCGGAAAGCCAGAGCAUCCGCACUCUGAUUGGACCAGACGCCAUUUCAGAGAACGAGCCCUUUUGGAACCAGCUGAUCUCAUUCACCUUCACAAGCCCCACCUGCAGUGCUGAUGCUAAACUCCUGGAGGAGGCUGUCGUCCCGCUGGCCAAGACUCUGAUUGAGAAUAACCCCAGGUCCGGGAACUUCGGGGCGUUGGUGAGAGUUUUUCUCAGCAGAACCAAAGAGCUGAAGAUUUCCACAGAAUGCCAAGAUCAGUUGUUCAUCUGGCAGGCCCAUAAUGCUCUGUUCCUGGUGCGCUGUUUGCUGAAGGUCUUCAUCAGGGAGAUGAGUGAAGAAGAGCUGCAUCUACAGUUCUCCUACCAGGAGAGGGCGCCGGGAACAUAUGACUCCAUCAGCGAGGAUCUUCUGGAGGAGCUAGUCUGUAAUUUGGUGCAUCUCAUCGUAGAAGUACCGCUUCUUGACAUCACCUACAACAUCCUGUUUGAAGCUGUGACCACACUCCUGGUGCUGCUGUCCUAUCAGCUCUUCCACAAGGAGAUCCUCAGAGAAGGCCUUAUUUACAGAUACCUGACCAGAGGACGAUGUCUGUCUCUGACGAGUCGUCUGGUGAAGACAUUGCUCUAUAACUUCAUCAGACAGGAGAAAUGUCCUCCUGCUACACACGUCUUACAGACGCAGUCAGAAGGAGGAGGCUUACUGUAUGGAUUUGCAUCAGGAGUCGCCAGUGGUUUAUGGAGCGUGUUCACAUUGGGCGGAGCCGGCAGCAGGCCGGGGGCGGAGCAAGAGCAGAACCCUCUCCCGCUGUCCAGUCAGAGCCUGCUAUUACUGCUGGUUCUUGCCAAUCAGACGGAUGGCCCCGACUGCCCCAACCCUUAUCGCCAGGCUGUGACCUGCUUCAAAAACACUCAAGAUUCUUCAUCCAUGCCGUCUCCUCAGCCUCACACGUUUCAGAUCAACUUCAACAGUUUGUACACGGCUCUGUGCGAGCAGCAGAAAUCAGACCAGGUGACGUUACUCCUCUACACGCUUCUGCACCAAAACAGCAACAUGAGGACGUACAUACUGUCCCGCACGGACAUGGAGAACCUGGUGUUGCCGAUUCUUGAGAUCUUGUAUCACGUUGAGGAGAGAAACUCUCAUCAUGUGUACAUGGCCCUCAUCAUCCUCCUCAUCCUCACAGAGGAUGACACCUUCAACCGCUCCAUACAUGAAGUGCUGUUGAAGAACAUCUCGUGGUACACCGAACGUGUCCUAACAGAGAUCUCCCUAGGAAGUCUGCUAAUCCUGGUCGUCAUCCGAACCAUCCAAUUCAACAUGACCCGCACAAGGGAUAAAUACCUCCACACCAACUGCCUGGCUGCGCUUGCCAACAUGUCGGCACAGUUUCGAAACCUCCACCAGUACGCCGCCCAACGAAUCAUAAGUUUGUUUGCUCUGCUGUCAAAGAAGCACAAUAAGGUUUUGGAGCAGGCGACGCAGUCUUUACGAGGGCCUCUUGGAGACGAGGACAGGACCGUCCUGCCAGACUAUGCUCAGGAUCUGAACGUGAUCGAGGAGGUGAUCCGGAUGAUGCUGGAGAUCAUUAACUCAUGUCUGAGUAACUCUCUUCAUCACAACCCAAACCUGCUGUACGCACUGCUGUAUAAACGAGAGCUGUUCGAGCAGUUCAGGUCACAUCCCUCCUUCCAGGACAUCAUGCAGAACCUCGACACGGUGAUUGGAUUCUUCAGUCAGCGUUUGGAGCAGGCAGGAAGUGACCUGUCAGUGGAAAGAGUUCAAGAGGUCAUCAAGAAAGGAGCCGCGGCUUUACCUAAAGACCGGCUUAAG